Diabrotica balteata is the source of this 324-nucleotide messenger RNA. The record is from the annotation of a GenBank genome assembly. NCBI's taxonomy places the organism in Eukaryota, Metazoa, Arthropoda, Insecta, Coleoptera, Chrysomelidae.
AUGAGCAUUCUAGACAAGCUACUGAUUACAGUAACAAGAUACAAAAUGAUGUUGAAAAUUGUGCUCCUGUUAAGCUGUGUUGCUUUAGCCAUUAGCGAACCUGAGGGAAAAUGCCCAGAUACUACAAGUGAAAAUCCCGUAUAUCUCCCAGAUACAGUGGACUGUGCAGUAUUUUACGAAUGUGAUCACGGAGAUCCAAUUGAGUUGAAAUGUGCUCCUGGAACAUACUUUAAUGAGAAAAACAGUCUUUGUGAAAUUCCUAGUUUAGUGGAUUGUGGAAGUAGAUCAACUACACUAGCAACAACAACACCACCACCGAGUUAA